Messenger RNA from Maylandia zebra (zebra mbuna), 8652 nucleotides. Lineage: Eukaryota; Metazoa; Chordata; Actinopteri; Cichliformes; Cichlidae. The record is from RefSeq and is a predicted model, not a curated record.
GGUAAAGGCUUGGAAUUCAUGUCGAACGAACACUUUGUGGGGAAAGCUGGAAGCCGAGCUGCGCAGAAAGUGCCGCAAAUUGCUGUGGUGAUCACUGAUGGCAAAUCCCAAGACGAUGUAGAGUCUCAUGCUAAGAACCUGAGGAGAAGAGGGAUUGUUUUGUAUGCAAUUGGUAUCAAAGAUGCAGAUGCAAGCCAGCUGAGGGAGAUUGCAAAUGACGAUCAGCAUGUUUACAGUGUGUCAGAUUUUGCAGCGCUGCAGGGAAUUUCUCAGAACAUCAUCCAGACGCUAUGCACAACUGUAGAAGAAGCCAAACGACAACUCCUGCAACUGUCUCCAGAAUGUGCCAGAGCCACCGUGGCAGACAUCGUCUUCCUGGUUGACAGCUCAAGUAGCAUUGGCGUUGAUAACUUUGAGGAAAUUAGGCAGUUUCUCCGAAGUUUCAUUUUAGGCCUUGACAUCGGCCCUGACAAAAUUCGGAUUGGCUUGGCUCAGUAUAGCGACGAGACCUACCAGGAGUUUCUGCUGAAAGAUCACAUGGACAAGGAUUCUCUGCUGGCCGAAGUCGAUCAGUUUCCAUAUCGAACAGGAGGCACAGAAACAGGAAAGGCCAUUGACUUCCUCCAGUCAGUGUACUUCACUCAGGAGGCAGGGAGCCGGGCGAGCCAGCGAGUUCCUCAGUUUGCUGUAGUCAUCACAGACGGGGACUCCACGGAUGACGUAGUCGAGCCCGCCAAGCGCCUGCGCGAUCAAGGAGUUAUCAUAUUUGCCAUUGGGGUGGGAGAUGUUAACCAGCAGCAGCUCGAGUCUAUCGUAAACCUACCUGCACACCACUUCCUUUACACUAUCGAUAGCUACCAGGCUCUACAGCGGCUAACAGACAGUCUGCUGCAAACUGUAUGCAUCUCCGUGGAGAGUCGGAGUCAAGCGUUGGCAGAAAAGUUUGCAGACAUUUUCUUCCUGGUGGACAGUGGCAUCAGUCAAGCAGAUUUCCAGCAGGUCAGAACCAUCCUGGUCCGACUGGUCAAUCAACUCAACAUUGGAGCUUCUGGCAACCGUCUCGGACUGGCCCAGUACAGUACGGUUACCAAAGUGGAGUUUCUCCUUAAUGCUUUCCAAACCAAAGAGGCGGCGCUCACUGGUGUAAGGUCCUUCCGCCAGAGCCGACUUAAGCCCAAUCAGCCACGCAACCUGGGCAGUGCACUGGAGUACGCCAGCUCUAAUUUCUUCACGAAUGAAUCAGGAAGUCGGGCAUCCCAAGGCUUCCGACAGUUUCUGGUUGUUCUAAGUGGAAAAGACUCAGAUGAUCCAGUUUUUAAGCAGACACGUCUGAUCAAAUCACUAGGAGUAACUAUCGUGGGAGUGAGCUUCGGUGCAUCAAUGGACGAAAUGCGUGUAAUAGCCACGGCGCCGUACGUGUACGAGUCUACCUUCAAUGCAGUGCCCACGCUAAAGACCAUUUUUGAAAGAGAGGAAGAGGAGAUCACUCUCACUCACGACUGCAAAGCAGCCAAACUGGCGGACUUCGUCUUCAUCGUGGACGAGUCGGGAAGCAUCGGCUCUGAGAACUUCGACCUGGUGCGCUCUUUCCUGCUGUCCAUUGUCAGCGGCUUUGACGUCGGUGACAAGAGAGUUCGGGUGGGUAUCGUUACGUACAGCGACCGAGCCACAGCGCUGGUCUACCUCAACAACUUUAAUGAAACGGACAGUUUGCUGAAUUUCAUCAAAAUCCUGCCUUAUCGCGGAGGUGGUACAAACACCGGAGCUGCCCUCGACUUCACUCGCAAAAAUAUUUUCACGGAGGACGCUGGAAGCAGGAAAGAUAAGGGCGUUCAGCAGGUGGCGGUCGUGAUCACAGACGGCGAAUCGCAGGAUAACGUCACCGAGGCGGCAGCUGCUCUCCGCCGCGCUGGCGUCACCGUUUACGCUGUAGGAGUCCAAAAUGCCAACGAGGGUGAACUGAACCAGAUAGCGUCCUACCCCCCCAACAAGCACGUGUUCAUAGUGGACACUUUUGACAAGCUGAAAGGUCUGAAGAAGAACCUGCAGAAGACUCUUUGCUAUAACAUCAUUCACCAGGCGGUCUCAGUCAGCACAAGAAGAGCUGGCAUCAAAGAAGGCUGCGUGCAGACCGAUGAAGCAGACAUGUUCUUCCUGAUCGACCACUCGGGAAGCAUUCACCCCACUGACUUCUAUGACAUGAAGAAGUUCAUCAUUGAGUUUAUUAAUACCUUCCGUAUCGGGCCUCAGCAUAUCCGAAUGGGCGUUGCCAAAUACGCAGAUUCGCCAAACCUGGAAUUUGAUCUGACCGAUUACACAGAUGCAUCCACGCUGGAGAAAGCUGUGGAGGAAAUUAGACAAGUAGGCGGCGGCACACAGACGGGGCAGGCCCUGGAAUUCAUGAGUCCACACUUUGAGAGAGCUGUGGUCACUCGUGGUCACAAAGUCCCCGAGUUCCUGGUGGUCAUCACGGAUGGAAAAUCUCAGGAUAAGGUCAAGGUUCCAGCAGAGCGACUGAGGAAGCAGGGUGUCAUUGUCUACACCAUUGGGGUGAAAGACGCCGACGUGCCUGAGCUGGAAGAGAUUUCCGGUGACCCCAAGAGGACUUUCUUUGUCAAUAAUUUCGAUGCCUUAAAGUCGAUCAAAGAUGAAAUCAUCACAGAUAUCUGUUCUACAGACGUUUGUAAAGAUAUACCAGGCGACCUCGUCUUCUUGAUUGACAGCUCUGGAAGCAUCUAUGCCGAAGACUACACAAAAAUGAAAGAGUUCAUGAAAUCGGUCAUUAGGAAGUCCAUCAUUGGGAAGAAUGAGGUGCACGUAGGCGUCAUGCAGUUCAGCACUGUCCAAAGCCUCGAGUUCCCACUCAACGUCCACUACAGCAAAGAAGAAAUGUCGACAGCCAUCGAUAGCAUGAAGCAGAUGGGUGGAGGCACGUACACGGGCAAAGCCAUAAGAGAAGUAUCUCAGUAUUUUGAUGCAGCCAGAGGAGGACGGCCCAGCCUGAGGCAGAGGCUAGUGGUCAUAACAGAUGGCGAGGCUCAAGAUGCAGUUAAACGCCCCGCUGAAGAUCUGAGGGCCAAAGGAGUGGUGGUCUACGCCAUUGGAGUGGUAGACGCCAACACCACCCAGCUGCUCGAGAUCAGUGGAUCCCAAGAUAGGAUGUAUGCUGAGAGGGACUUUGAUGCUUUGAGGGACUUGGAGAGUCAAGUGGCUUUGGAGCUCUGUGAUCCGGAGAGAGAAUGCAAGAAGACAGAAAGAGCUGACAUCAUUUUCUUGGUGGACGGCUCCACAAGCAUAACCCUGGAAAAGUUUCGAAGCAUGCAGAAGUUCAUGCAGUCAAUGGUGAACCAAACCACAGUUGGCAAAGACCUGACCCGCUUCGGUGUCAUCCUCUACGCGAAUGAACCCAAGUCUAUUUUCACUCUCAAUCAGUUCAGCUCCAAGCAGGAGGUUUCCCAGGCCAUAAUGGCUCUCAAAUCCCCGUAUGGAGACACGUACACUGGCAAAGCUUUGAAAUAUGCUCUACAGUUCUUUGAUGCUAACUAUGGUGGACGGGCAGAGCUGCAGGUGCCUCAGAUCCUCAUGGUAAUUACCGAUGGCGAUGCUACUGACCCACACAGUCUGAAUGAACCAUCUGCGGCUCUGAGAAACAAAGGGGUCACUGUCUUCAGUAUUGGAGUAGAAGGAGCCAACAAGAAACAGCUGGAGGUCAUGGCUGGUCAAGAUAAAGCCAGAGUUUUUUACGUGGAUAACUUUGACGCCCUGGAAAAACUCUACAAAAACAUCACGGAAGUCCUGUGCAACUCCACCAAACCAGUUUGUGAAAAGCAACGUGCUGACCUGGUCUUCCUAGUUGAUCAGUCGGGUAGCAUUAACCAAGCUGACUACGCCAUCAUGAAGAACUUCACCAUAGAUCUCAUCAACAGCUUCAAAGUCAGUGAAGAUUUAGUUCGUGCUGGGUUUGCCCAGUUCAGCAGCACUUUUCAACACGAGUUUUACCUCAACCAGUUCUACACUGAGAAGGAAAUGUCGGAUCACAUCUUGAAAAUGAGUCAGAGUGGGGGAGGAACCAACAUCGGACUGGCACUGACUUCCAUUAAGGAGUAUUUUGAGGCAUUGCGGGGCAGUCGUAAAUCUGAAGGCAUCUCCCAGAAUUUGGUGUUGAUCACAGAUGGAGAAUCGCAAGAUGAUGUUGAAGACCCUGCCAUCGAACUAAGGGAUCUAGGAAUCGAGGUGUUUGCCAUCGGCAUUGGAGAUGUCCACAUUCUGGAGCUGCUGCAGAUCACCGGCACACCGGAGAACCUCUUCACUGUGCAGAACUUUGGCAGCUUGGAAAAUAUCAAGCAAAAGGUGGUCGACACCAUCUGCAAAUCCAAACCUCCCCCAGAUCGACCAUCCUGCACCAUCGACAUCGCCAUGGGAUUCGAUAUUUCUAGAAGAAGAAAUCCAAAUGAGGUGCUGGUCAGCGGCCACAACCAGCUCAGGACCUCCCUGCCAGAGAUCGCUAAUUACGUUUCCUCAGUACAAGGCCUGUGCUGCCUCGACCCCGAGCCCAUCAAACCCAACGUAGCCUAUCGAAUCGUGAGCCGCGAUGGAAACACAGUGGAAGACUUUAGCUUUGUGCCGUACAGUGACGGCGUGGUGACCAAAGUCAUGGACUUUAAUUUAGCAGAGCCUACGUACUUCAACACAGCUCUGCUCAGAUCCUUUGGGGAGAAGUUCAAGCUGCAGUCCAAAGCUGGUGUGAAGGUGCUGGUGAUCUUCUCAGAUGGAUUUGAUGAAGAUGUGGUGAUGCUGGAGAACGAAUCGGAGCUGCUAAGACAGUCUGGCGUCAACGCUCUGCUGGUUGUGGCUCUCGAGGGAGCGCGUUACCCCGCCCAGCUGCAGAUGGUGGAGUUCGGUCGAGGUUUCGGCUACAAACUUCCUCUGAGCAUCGGCAUGCCGAGCAUCGGCAGCACCAUCCUCAAGCAGAUUGACGCCGUGUCAAACAGGGAGUGCUGCAACGUCAUGUGCAAAUGUUCAGGACAUGAAGGCAUCCGUGGCUCUCGGGGCCCCCCAGGGUCAAAGGGCACGGUUGGGCAGAAGGGUCACCCCGGCUUCCCCGGAGAGGAGGGCCUCGCUGGCGGGAGAGGUUUACCUGGACCGAGCGGACCUCAGGGAGUCCAGGGAUGCUCGGGAAUCAGAGGACAGAAGGGCUUCAGAGGGCUGCGAGGAGAAAGGGGCGAAGACGGAGAGGACGGGCUGAGCGGAGUGGACGGAGAACAGGGAGUGACGGGACGGGAUGGAGCCCGAGGAGAGAGAGGACACCUCGGCAACCCGGGUAUCCCAGGAAUUACGGGGGAGACGGGGGUGAAAGGACAGCAAGGACUGAGAGGAGAUCCGGGACAACCGGGGGCCGACAACACCUCGCCCGGAGCCAAAGGCGACCCAGGAAACCCCGGCCUGCCGGGAGCACCCGGGCAGGACGGCCGGUUCGGAGAGUCCGGAAUCGUGGGGAACCCGGGACCAAACGGAAGACGGGGACGACUGGGUGACAAGGGUGCAGCUGGACCACCUGGAGAUCUGGGACUAGAAGGCAGCCCAGGUGCUUCUGGUCCACAGGGUCCCGGAGGGGUCAGAGGUCAGCCUGGCCCGAGAGGAAUCCCCGGCCUUCCUGGACCUCAGGGUGGACCAGGUCCCGCUGGAGACCCGGGCUUACCUGGACGGAUCGGUGGUAACGGACAGAAGGGCCAACCAGGCGAUCCCGGUGAUGAGGGCGCACCAGGACCAGACGGACCCCGAGGAAUGCCGGGUCAGGACGGUCGGGAUGGUUACGGACCCGUGGGCCCCCGAGGUGCAAAGGGCGAUCCCGGUUUCCCUGGUUACCCUGGUCUUCGGGGCGAGGAGGGGCUGCAGGGACCGAAAGGAUAUCCAGGGCCCAAAGGGAACCGCGGCCGAGGGGGUAACGCGGGUUUGCCAGGAGAGUCAGGAGUCCCCGGAGAACCGGGAUAUCCGGGACACAGGGGCCCCCGAGGUUCUCCUGGAGGCAAAGCCAUGACUGACUGUCAGCUGAUCACCUACAUCAGGGACAACUGUGCUUGCUCUGCUGAUCAGUCGGCGUGCCCGGCCUACCCCACCGAGCUGGUGUUCGGUCUCGACAUGUCUGAUGACGUGACCCCGGGGGACUUUGGUAGGCAGCGCUCCGCCCUCCUCUCCCUGCUGAAUGACAUCAGUAUCGCAGAGAGUAACUGCCCGCACGGCGCGCGUGUCGCUGUGGUGGGAUACAACACCUACACCAAGUACCUGAUCCGCUUCCAGGACUACCGGCGCAAGGCACAGCUGCUAGAGGCCGUGAGGAACAUCGCCCAGGAGAGGACGUCCAACAAACGGCAGCUGGGCGCCGCCAUGCGCUUCGUGGGUCAGAACAUCUUCAAACGAGUCCGAGCAGGAAUAAUGAUGAGGAAGGUGGUCGUCUUCUUUUCUAGCGGGCCUACAGAGGGCGCUAACGACAUUGUAACGGCCAUGAUGGAGUACCGGGCCCUCAACAUUGUUCCAGCGGUCAUCUCUCUGAGGAACACUCCCGAUAUUGAACAAGCCAUGCAGGUUGAUGACUCGAGAAACUUUGUAUUCACGGUGCUGGGAGAACGGGCCACUGGGCUCAGGAAGGUCAGGAACUGCGCCAUCUGCUACGACCCCUGCAGGCGUGCAGAGGAGUGCACCUUCAUCCAGGAACCAGUGCUGCCUCAGCAGGCGGAUGUGGACCUGGUCAUGGUGCUGGACAGCUCCAGGGAGAUCCAGGCUGAUGAAUACGCCGGUGCCCGGCAGCUGCUGAGCUCUGUGGUGGAGCAGCUGGCCGUGAGUCCACAGCCCCGCCGAGCCGGCCGCCAGGCCCGAGUAGCUCUGGUCCAACAGAGCACCAAGGUGGAGUUCGGCCUGCAGACCUACCAGAAUGCUGGAGACAUGAAGACGUACAUGAUGCAGAACAUGCAGCAGCAGGGCGGCUCUUUGGCGCUGGGACAGAUGCUGGACUACACCCUGAGGGAGGUGCUGCUGAAGGCCGGCCAGUCGCGCAGCAAGAGGGCCGUCCUGACUGUGGUGGGCACCAAGACGGCCUACAGAGACCAGGCCAAGCUGCGCUACAUCUCCCAGAAGGCCAAGUGUGAGGGGGUGGCGCUGUUUGUGGUGACGGUGGGUGAUCGUUACAACCGGACGGAGGUGGAGGAGCUGGCCAGCGUGCCGAUACAGCAGCACCUGAUCAGACUCGACAGGCUGAAGGCCGACGAGCAGGGCUACGCCCAGCGCUUCAUCAGGGUCUUCCUCUCCGCCCUCAACAAGGGAGUCACCUCGUAUCCUCCUUCCUCUCUGAGGCGAGCAUGUGACCAGCUGGGCGGCCAGGAGGGAGGACAGAUAUUCAUAACGGGUCAGGGCGUGGCACAGCUGGAGGACGUGUUUGGAGAGGAGGUGGAGGAGGACUUCCAGGAGCAGACCGGAGGACAGAUUCAGACCGGGCAGUUGGACGUCAUCGACGCUCUGAUCAGAGGAAAUGGCCAGAAAGUCAUCUCUGACACGCACGCCAAAGAUCCCAAUGUGGUGGAGAAGACUCUGCCUGCCAGCUUCGCCUCUCAAGAUUCCUGUAUCCUCCCUCAGGACCGGGGCAGCUGCGACAACUACACGAUGAUGUGGUUCUUUGACGCCGCACAGAAGGAGUGCGCUCGCUUCUGGUACGGCGGCUGCGGCGGCAACAAGAACCGCUUCCUGACGCAGGAGGAGUGUCAGAGCCUGUGUGGGACGAAGAUCAGAUGAGGAGGACGAGAGCGUCACGGCUCAACACGCAUAAGGAAACCUGCCGAGGCCACUCAAUGAAUUAGUCACAGCAUUUACCCGCCCUCCCCCGCCGCCAUCAGGGAAACUGCUCGAACGCUUUCAGUCAUCUGUCGCCUGCUUUUUGUUUGUUUACACGCAUGUUCGAUUUAAAGAGGCCCAGAAAGGUCACAGGAACGAUCGCCUAAGUCUCAGUCCCAGCAGGUGUGACCUGUAACAGCUGACACGGUCGCUGCUCAUCGCACUGGUUUGUCCUCGUCCACAUUAGGAAACAUAAAAAAGUGAGACAUACAAAUUCGGGACUUGCUGUUUGUACAGUUAGCCUCAGUCAAAGAGGCCACGCCCCCUGUAACACAAACUUUAAAACAGGCUGGAAAGGUUUAACGUGCGAUUCUAUGGCGACUCACUCACUGCUGCCUCUGCUGGGCACAGGAGAGAUUGCAGGUUGGUGCUCAGUUCUCAGAGAUGCACGGUGCUGUAUCAUAAUCCAGCUCACAGGAAACGUGAACGUUACUGUGACCUUUCAGGGCCUCCGUAGUUUUCCCUCCAGAGCACAUCCCGUUAUCCUCACUGCUCGACUCCCCUCACAGACCCCGCCCACGCUCCUUUCUCUCCAGUCAGGUGCUACUUUUUAUAAAUCAGGUGGAGGCUGAUGUGAGAACAAGGUUAAGACUUGAGAGAAGUUAAUGUGUUGAUGUGUAAUUUUCCAUGAACCUGAAGCAGCCUUAAAAACACAGGUAGAAGUGAAGCGUGUACAGUAUCGCUCCCACAGACGGGACUGUGUGGACUCCAUGUAACUGCAGCUUUCACACGUCAACGAUGGUUUAAGAAAAUAAAAUGAUCUCAAGUGUC